This is a messenger RNA of Sclerotinia trifoliorum, 3255 nucleotides long. The record is from the annotation of a GenBank genome assembly. Lineage: Eukaryota; Fungi; Ascomycota; Leotiomycetes; Helotiales; Sclerotiniaceae.
CUAUUCAAGCUGAACGAACUCAUUUAGAAUUCAACGAUGCUUCAGUUUCUAGCAUCUCUGCCAGGACAACGGUUAUUGAAGGAUAAGAAUGGGUAACAAAUAGAGUCAUAUCCUUUGAAUAGUCCUUUUUAUGUUUUAUUCUCACCGAAUCAUUAUCUCCCCAGAUUUUCACAGUGAACAACUAAUAUAAGUCAAAAUCCAAAAUUCCGGGGGGAAAAAAGGUUCUGCCCCUUCGUUUAACUAUAUGGCGUUGUGGUCAUUUUCAACCGACUGCCGUACCUGCAGUAAUCAAUCAACUAGUAUACUCAAUUGACGGCUGUACUCCAUCCGAUUUGGUAUUUGAGUGGCUGUGGUGCUGAACUAGCCCCAUGCUCAAUAUAUUGGUACGGUCACUACGUCCUAUAAGAGAACCUUCGAGCGCCUAAAAAAUCAUUCUCUCUCCCAACAACUAAAUCACACCUACCUUCAAUAGUUGACUUCCAAAAACUUCAAAAUCAACUGUACCACUCCAACAGAACAAGAACAAGCUUUCGACACUACUCAGAUCCCCCUUUUACUGCUUCUAAAUUCGACCCAAACCUCUAUUAUACCGCCAGCAACAGUCGAGAAAAUGGCGAUUUGUGUAUACUAUCUCGUCGGCCGAUGCAUAGCAGGAACCAAAUGUCAUAACAAGCACAUAGGUCCAGCCUUUCCUACCCCAUGCAGGAAUUUCGUUCUUCAUAACACCUGUACCUGGGGAGCUAGAUGUCGAUAUGCGCACCCAACUCCUGUUGCGCCAGAAGAUCCCAGCCCUUCCCGCCCUUCCUGUAGAGACUUCCUUUCGGGACGCGGAUGCAAGUUCGGAUCCAAGUGCCUUCAAUACCACCCAGGAGCUGUGGAAAAGGCGGAUUCUAGCUCGAUUCCAGCUCCCUCGUCAACCCCAUCCACCACCAUUACGCUGACAGCUUCAAAGGCUACAGAUAUUGCUAAUAUCACAUUGACUAAGGAUGAAUUUACUAGUAUAGUGUUGGCUUCAUUAACAGAAUCUAAUUCCACUCCUGAUCUCCCACUACUUCAAUCCGCCACGACAACACCAGUGGAUUCGGAAGCCACAGACAUUGCCAAUGUCAAAUUAUUUCGGGAUAAAUAUCAUAGUACAAUCUCAGCUCCAUCAACGGAAUCCAGUUCCAUUCCAGAUCUUCCGCUACCUCAAUCUGCCAUGACAACACCAGCGGCUUCGAAGGCUGUAAACAUUGCCAAUAUCAAAUUGACCCAGAAUUCAUCUGCUAGUACAUUGUCGACUCCAUCAACGAAAUCUGAUUCUACUCCAGACCUCUCACUACCUCAAUCCAUCACGACAACACCAGCGGGUUCGAGGGCCACAGACACUACCGAUGUAAAAUCUUUCGAUGUCAAGGUUGUUGAUACAAUGCUUGCUUCAUCAGUGGAUCCUAGUUCCGAUGAUGCUGCUCCAUCGCCACUAGCACAAACAUCUCUUUCACUUGAUAGAGAUCAGACGGAUGCUAUCUACGUGAAAAAUUCUAAUAAUGAGUUUGAUGGUACAAAGCCAGCUCCAUCAACAAAUCCUGAUUCUAAUCCGACAUCUCCACCAUCCCAAUCACUAACAUCUAUUUCCACCAAUUUGAAAAAUACAGACGAAAUCGGCGACCCAUUUUUGACGGCUGUUACGUUCAUUGGCGAUAGCUAUGAGCUAGUUCGAUCUACAACUCGAAGCCCGUCCCCUGUCGAUAGCGAGUAUGACACUUCGUCAUCCACCGUUCCAGAAGAAGCGUCGCCUACACCCAAGCUAGUUCAAUCUGACUCAGGUAUAGAUCUUGCUGAUAGCAUGAAUAACAAUAAGCAAUUCAACAACUUUGCGGAUCAAUCAACCGCACCAUUCAUUACACCACCAAACGAUUCUUCAACUGACCUCGGAUUAGCAUCCGCAGUUCAAUCUGCUGAUCUAAAUCUUCCACCAGACCAGUUACCCAGCUUCAUGGAUGAGGUAACACAUGUCCAUAGCCCAGAUGACACUGUUCUAUCUACCGUUACAGAAGACAUAUCGAUUACCCCAUUGAUCAUAACACCAAUCAACCCUAGCGUUGAACCCAAACCAGCAUCUGCAGUUGAAUGCACCAGCCCAGAUCUGCCAGAAAACAACUUCUUUUACAAGUUGAUUGCAGCAUCUGCGGCGGCGGAUAAACAGCAUUUGGAGAUUUCACCCAUUUCUACAAAAGAUCAAACAGCUAUUAAUGAGCUCUCCCAUCUAGUCAUAGACUGUUCAGCUGCAACCGUACCCUCAAAUCUUGAGUUAGAAGGGCCUGGCAUUUAUGAGCGUAAAAUUUGGUACGUACACCCUUAAAACGCUCUGUUUCCCAUCUGUUCCAUGCUAACAAAUCAUUGCUAUUACAGUCACAGUGUAGUACUAUGCACAUGGCCUCAAGAAUCGAAUAUACCAGCAUUAUCUAUGGUCGAGACUCUUACUACCCUGGCAUCAACCUUUGGAGAGAUCGUAUGUGCGCCAUUUUAUCGCAAUGCCGGCUUCAGUCACUCCCUUCAAUUCACAUUUCAACAUCCUCAUGAGGCGGCUUCGGCUUCUGCACAAUUGAACGGCCAGUAUAUCAAAGUUGCUGGUACAUAUAUGAGUGUCCAGACCUCAGUCACUCACCAAAUUACAGUCACAUACAUGAUACCUCAACACAUCAUCGACUCAUUAGGUCGCCACGGUCAAGGAAACCUCCAUGCGCUCUUCGAACAAAACUUUUGUCAGCUACAGUGGAAUAAUUUCCAUCGCUAUCAUUUAUCUGGUGAACUAGUUACCGAAGUUACGAUUAUGGGUAUGUACGAAGGACAGGUAGCGCAAUGCAAAGCUGUACUUGAGGAUCUUAUUAGAGGUAGAGUGUUGACUCAUGAGGAAGGUGAUAAUAGACCUCUUUGGCAUAACUUUUUCAAUACGGAAAAGGGAACAGUGUGGCUUAAAGAGAAGACGGAGGAUAAUUUUUAUAUGAAGGUGCGGGCGGUGAGAAUGGCGAAUUUAAAUGUGUUGAUGCUUUAUGGCUCGAGUGAGUGGACAAGAAAUGAAUUUGGAGGGAUAGUUAAGAAGAAGAUUGAGGAGUUGAUGGAAGAAGAGAAGAAGGCUGCGGAAAUUAGUGCUGUGGUAGCUGAAGAGUUGAGGUUGAUGAGAUUGAGAGUUCAGGGGAAGGGGAAGGGUUUAGGAAUGCUUUGUCUGGAGGCUUUAAGCUAAGAAGGGAAGGAUAGUGGUGGGUUACAUGCUUU